Messenger RNA from Talaromyces amestolkiae, 708 nucleotides. RefSeq lists its product as uncharacterized. The record is from RefSeq and is a predicted model, not a curated record. Gene Ontology annotation, molecular function: FMN binding. Bases 1 to 708 code for a protein of 235 amino acids. The transcript is spliced from 2 exons. NCBI's taxonomy places the organism in Eukaryota, Fungi, Ascomycota, Eurotiomycetes, Eurotiales, Trichocomaceae.
AUGUUCUAUCAACCCGGUGUCACAGACCACGGCCUACCUCAUGACCCUUUUAAGGCAUGUGUGAUCCCCCGACCCAUUGGCUGGAUAUCAACGCGAAGCAAAGAUGGACAAGACAAUCUAGCACCAUACUCGCAAUUCAACAAUCUCMCCUUUGACCCGCCAUACGUCAUGUUCUCCUCGAACAUGUUGCCGCCUGACAAUAUCCAGCGCAAAGACACCGUCGUCAAUGCCGAGCAAACGAAACAUUUCGUCUGGAACAUGGCCACCUGGGACUUGCGCGAGGCCGUCAACAUUACCGGAGAAUACCUAGCUCAUGGUGUUGACGAAUUCGAAAGGGCGUCGCAAUACAUAUCCAAGGAGCCAGCUACACUGAUGGAUGUAUCGAUGGUCAAGGAAUCGCCGGUCAAAUUCGAAUGUGAAUAUCACUCUACCACGCGACUACCGGGGAAUCCGCCCAUGGGGACUGUUGACAUAGUGAUCGGGAGGGUGAUUGCGGUUCACAUCAAGGAUGAGGUGUUGACGGAUGGUAUUCUGGAUGUCAAGAAGACCUUGCCAAUUGCUCGCUGUGGUUAUCAUCAGUAUACGGUGAUACGGGAAACUUUUGAGAUGGUGAUCCCGGGAGACAAUAAGCUUAUGCGGCUCGGUCUGGAGGGGAAUGCGAAGGCUGCUCGCCAAGCUACUCAGCAGGGGGACAAAAAUGAAGCAUAG